This is a messenger RNA of Pollicipes pollicipes, 321 nucleotides long. RefSeq lists its product as uncharacterized. The coding region runs from base 1 to 321 and encodes 106 amino acids. The record is from RefSeq and is a predicted model, not a curated record. Lineage: Eukaryota; Metazoa; Arthropoda; Thecostraca; Pollicipedomorpha; Pollicipedidae. The transcript is spliced from 3 exons.
AUGGCAGGUUUCAACUUGACGGACGCGGGCAUGGCCAACCGCACCUGCUUCUCGUGCAGCCUCGACUUCCGCUACACGGCCUGGGACGGCGAUAACGCGUGCCUGGGCUGGGCAGAGCAGGUGGCCACCGACUACCUGGUGGUGAGUCGUGGGUUCGUGCAAAACGGCAUCCUGCUGCUGCUAGCGAGGUCCUGCACCGACUCCUGCGCCGCAUACUGCAAGUCCACCGGCUUCGGGGUCACCAAGACCACCUGUAACCACUGCUGCGAGGAGGAUGGCUGCAAUGACAGCCGGCCGACCCUCUCGGCCACCGGGCAGUAA